AUGGAUCUAUUGGGCAGUCCUGCAACUCAGCAACGCAGGAAGGAAAAGAAGAUAUUUGGCCUGAAAGUGAAGAAGAAGAAGAAGAAGAAAGACGGCACUGACCUGGUCCUGGCAAACAAAGGAGCCGUGGACAGUGAGGUCGAGGCUUCCCCAGAAGCAUCUCUCGUACAGGAAGGGGAAACCCCAGAAGACCAGCCUCUCAUUCGAAGAGCAAUAAAACCAAACACAAAGAGAGCCAAACUUCAAACUCGCAUUCAGGACAGCGAAGGAAAACCUGAGAGCUUCCAGAUAGGCAUUAAUAUCACAGAAGCCAGACAGCUUGUGGGGGAAAACAUAGACCCCAGUGUGGUGAUUGAGAUUGGAGACGAGAAGAAACAGACGUCCGUCAAGGAAGGAACAAACGCUCCAUUUUACAAUGAGUAUUUCGUCUUUGAUUUCUUUGCCCAUAAAGAGAUCUUCUUAGACAAAGUCAUCAAGCUGACGGUCGUUCACUCAAAGAUGCUGAAGACGUUCUGCGUGGGGUCCUUUAAACUGGACGUUUGGACAGUCUACAAACAGCCAGGUCACCAGUUUGUCAAUAAGUGGGCAAUGUUGACCAAUCCUGGCGACAUUAGCACUGGUGUAAAAGGAUACGUUAAAUGUGACAUCAGCGUCUCAGCUAAAGGUGACGCCGUGCAGCCGGGACAAAAAGCAAGUGAUGCUGAAGAACAGAUAGAAAAGAACCUCCUGAUCCCAGAGGGGCUUCCCUCUGAACGGCCCUGGGCCCGUUUCUGUGUGAAAGUGUACCGAGCCGAAGGCCUGCCCCGGAACAACUCCAGCAUCAUGGCCAACGUCACGAAGGCCUUUAUAGGAGACAACACAGCACUCAUUGAUCCAUAUGUUGUCGUCAGCUUCUUCAAACAAGUGGGUCGCACAUCCACCCAGAAGUCUUCGGCGGACCCCGUGUGGAACGAGCAGAUUGUCUUCACUGAGAUGUUUCCUCCCCUGUGUCAGAGAUUAAAGAUCCAGGUCUGGGAUGAGGGGAGCAUGAAUGAUGUUGCCAUAGGAACCCAUUACUUUGACCUGAGGCGCAUCUCCAAUGAACAAGAUGGAGACAAAGGGUUUUUACCAACUUUCGGUCCUGCUUGGAUUAAUCUGUACGGCUCAGCUCGAAACUUCUCUUUGGGCGAUGACACAGGGGAACUCAAUGAGGGCAUCGGCGAGGGAGUCUCCUUCAGGGGCAGGGUCUACUUAGAACUGACAGUAGAGAUCCUGUCUGGGGGCACAGGCUCAGACUCCAAACUCAGUCGGAUGAUUAAACCUGUCAAAGACGCAAAAGCAGGAAAAGCUGGUGGGAAGGAUGCUAAGUCUUCUGCUGGAGGCGGAGCAGGAGGAGGUGCAGGGGCAGCUGAUGACGACAAAGGAAAAGCAGGAGCAGCCGAGGUCCUGCCUGUUGAUCCUCCUCCGGUGCCAGCUGAAGAUGAUGAGACCUUCCUGCUCUUUGGUGCUUUGUUUGAGGCCACCAUGAUCGACCGUAAGAUUGGAGACAAACCCAUCAGCUUUGAGUUCUCCCUCGGUAACCAUGGCAAUGUCUUGGAGUCUUCGGUCCAACCAAGUGCUGCCAGUCCUGCAGUGACUCGGAGGAGGAAGGUGCUGGACCUCCCGGACAGCAGUGACAUUUUUGGCUCCUCCCUCACCGUCCCGUCCUCACCCCUCCUCCCCAGAGAUCCCUCUGAUUCAUGCGGAGCCUCGAAAUCCGCUACACCUCCGGAGAAACCACUCAUCGUCGAGGGAAACAGGCACUACAUGUAUUUGCCCCUGGAGAAGAAGAAGCCCUGUGCUAGUGUUGUGAGCUCCUGGGAGGACAGAACCUACCGGCUCUACAACUCCAACAUGCUGGAAAAUAUCGCUGUGCUGUUU
Poecilia latipinna (sailfin molly) is the source of this 1899-nucleotide messenger RNA. RefSeq names its product fer-1-like protein 6. NCBI's taxonomy places the organism in Eukaryota, Metazoa, Chordata, Actinopteri, Cyprinodontiformes, Poeciliidae. The transcript has 16 exons. The record is from RefSeq and is a predicted model, not a curated record. Gene Ontology annotation, biological process: plasma membrane organization. The annotation marks the transcript as partial.